Messenger RNA from Phoenix dactylifera (date palm), 1270 nucleotides. RefSeq names its product chaperone protein dnaJ-like protein. Gene Ontology annotation, cellular component: chloroplast membrane. The record is from RefSeq and is a predicted model, not a curated record. NCBI's taxonomy places the organism in Eukaryota, Viridiplantae, Streptophyta, Magnoliopsida, Arecales, Arecaceae.
GAAAUGGGGCAGGUGGGAUAUCGAUGGCUUCGUCCAUUGCCUCACCUUUCUCCUCCCUUCUCUCUAUCUCGGCAUCUGUUCCUCCGCCGUCCAAGACCCUCGCUAUCUUCUCUGGCGCCGGCGGGUGGCGUCGGCCUCUCCGGAGAGCUGGAGGAGGGGCUUCUUUCCGGUUCGGUCCGGUGUGCUGUUCCUCCAGCGACAACUCGCGUCCCGCCGGCGAUGAUUCCUCGAGCUUUUGCAUUAUAGAAGGGCCAGAGACAAUCCAGGAUUUUGUUCAGAUGCAGCUUCAAGAAAUUCAAGACAACAUUAGAAGUAGGCGAAAUAAAAUUUUUCUUCUCAUGGAAGAGGUUAGGAGAUUGCGGGUCCAACAGCACAUAAAGAGUGUAGAAUGUGCCAAAGAGAGCAGUGAAGAGAAUGAGAUGCCUGACAUUCCAUCAACUAUUCCAUUUCUCUCUCAUAUGACACCGAAAACCUUAAAGCAGCUAUACACGACAUCAUUCUCAGUUGUAUCUGGGAUAAUAGUCUUUGGAGGCCUUCUUGCACCAAUACUGGAGCUGAAAUUAGGACUUGGUGGUACUUCCUACGAAGACUUUAUACGCAAUAUGCACUUGCCAAUGCAACUAAGUCAGGUAGAUCCCAUUGUAGCAUCCUUCUCUGGUGGUGCAGUGGGUGUGAUAUCAGCCAUGAUGCUAGCUGAAGCCAAGAAUGUCGGGCAGCAAGAGAAAAAGAGAUGCAAAUACUGCCAUGGCACUGGAUAUUUGGCUUGUGCUCGAUGUUCGGCCAGUGGUGUGUUCUUGAGCGUCGAACCAGUUUCACUUCCUGGUGGAUGUGACCGCCCUUUGCAACCCCCUACAACUCAAAGGUGUCCAAAUUGCUCGGGUGCUGGAAAGGUGAUGUGCCCAACAUGCCUUUGCACGGGAAUGGUUAUGGCAAGUGAACAUGAUCCACGUAUAGAUCCAUUUGACUGAAACAGAGGACAAGAGAUCUCACUAUAAAAGUCCAGUGCUAAUACUAUUGUUAUUACUGCAGCAUGAUGUUGCUGUAAGCCUUGUAUAACUGCUUUGUUAUAGUUGAGAGUUGAAAUUUUCCAAGUGGUGUUGUAAUAUGUUAAACAAAUGCGCUUGAAGCAGUGUUAGGUUACCUAGGAAGAGGUUGUUUGUCAUUGUGUUAUAUGAUCUUUCAAGCUGUGUAUCUGAAUGAAUUUUAGUGAUUUAAGGAAUAAAGAAACACGUAUAGUUGAAUAUAAUCUGUAACUAAUUCUUGUGUUGAA